Aspergillus glaucus CBS 516.65 is the source of this 708-nucleotide messenger RNA. RefSeq lists its product as uncharacterized. NCBI's taxonomy places the organism in Eukaryota, Fungi, Ascomycota, Eurotiomycetes, Eurotiales, Aspergillaceae. The record is from RefSeq and is a predicted model, not a curated record. The transcript is spliced from 3 exons. Bases 1 to 708 code for a protein of 235 amino acids.
AUGUCUUUCCAACUUACCUCCUCCAAACUCCAAAUUAUCGAGACAAUCGAGGAUCCCAGAGCCAUGAUCCGCCAUGCCGUCAAGCGUACAAGGGAGGCCUGCAAGGCGACAGAAGACCUAAGUAGUGAUGAUGAGGACGAAUACGAUGAUGAAGUUCCAGAAUACAGCCAUCCGGCAAUCUCACCUUACGCCGUCGAUCCGGUAAUACUUCAUUUUGGCGGUCAGGCGCCAGGUAUCCCAGUCCCUCGGGAUCUUCUUAAUUGGGAGCCCGUUUUGCUGUAUCGCAUGCAGACCGUCCCUUGUGUGGGCAUUCAAGUUAAAUUUAUUGAGUUGGGUAAGCUGUAUGCGGAUAUUGGUCAUACGUUGGUCAAAUUCAUACAUACUUGGGUCUAUGAGACCAUGCAGUGCCCCGACGAAAGGAUCGGAAGGUACAGGCUCAGUGUACUCGCCUAUGCCGCUGCGAGGGAGUUUAGCAUUGACAAACUGGGAGAAGAAGCGAUGACGCGGAUAAGAUGUUCCACUGAUGCAAUUAGCAUCCACCAAAUUCUUGAUAUAGCCCAGCAGAAUCUUUUCAUGGAGGAUGCAUUCUUGAAACACUUCGGACCCAGCCCUGGGACGAUCCACGAGUUCGGUAGAUUCCUGGCUAGGGUGAUGGCACGGGUGUAUUAUCGUCGGCUUUCGCUGGCCAGGGGUGAGCAGGUUGAAUAA